Siniperca chuatsi (mandarin fish) is the source of this 1615-nucleotide messenger RNA. RefSeq names its product decapping enzyme, scavenger (gene dcps). Gene Ontology annotation, cellular component: P-body; nucleus. The transcript has 6 exons. Gene Ontology annotation, biological process: deadenylation-dependent decapping of nuclear-transcribed mRNA. Lineage: Eukaryota; Metazoa; Chordata; Actinopteri; Centrarchiformes; Sinipercidae. The record is from RefSeq and is a predicted model, not a curated record. Gene Ontology annotation, molecular function: RNA 7-methylguanosine cap binding; hydrolase activity. Bases 146 to 1147 code for a protein of 333 amino acids.
ACACUUUACUACACGGCAAGAGGAGAGUGCAUGCCAUGCACGAGGCUCCAGGUCCACGUUUGCUGAGAGGAUUUGCGGCGGUUGUUGGGUAAGAUAUCGCCUUAAACAUAGACGAUCUUUGGCCACAAAAGCAGCAACACCAAACAUGGCAGACACCGACACCGCGGCCAAACGUGAAACUGAUAGUAUUGGAACUGAUGAAUUAUCUCAGAAAGCCAAGAGGGCGAAAGCUGACAAUGAGAAUGGUCGAGGAGAAGAUGCAAAGGAAUCUGAAUCUGAAAAUAUUCUGUCUGGGUUUAAAACAUCCAGCGUCUUGAGUGAUUCUGCCCGGGAGAAAAUCAUCUUCAUCCGUGGAAAGCUUGCCGAUCAGGAGGCUGUGGUUGUCCUGGAGAAGACUCCCAUCAGAGAGGACUCCCUGGCUGAGCUCUUCAGUGGUUCCAGGCUGAAGCUGGAGAUGAGGAACGACAUCUACAGCACAUAUCGCUUACAGGCUCCCCCUCACCUCAAUGAGAUCAAGACUACAGUGGUGUGUCCAGCCACAGAGAAGCAUAUAAAGAAAUACCAGCGUCAGGAGAGUUUCCUGGUGGAGGAGACGGGGGAGGACUAUCAGUCCAUCACUCUGCCCUACAUUCAGAAGCAGAGUUUCAGCGUGCAGUGGGUAUACAACAUCCUGGAGAAGAAGGCAGAGGGUGACAGGAUAGUUUAUGAAGAUCCGGACCCGGAGGUUGGCUUUGUCCUCCUCCCAGAUUUGAAAUGGGACCAGAAACAGGUUGAUGAUUUAUACCUGAUUGCCAUAGCACAUCAGAGAGACAUCGGGAGUCUCAGAGACCUGACGUCAGAGCAUCUACCACUGCUGCAGAACAUCUUCCAGAAAGGAAAGGAGGCCAUCCUGCAGCACUACAACCUUCCAGCCAGUAAGCUAAGAGUCUACCUGCACUACCAGCCUUCCUACUACCACCUCCACGUCCACUUCACCAAGCUGGGCUACGAGGCGCCGGGCUGUGGCGUGGAGCGGGCCCACCUCCUCUCAGACGUCAUCCAAAACCUCCAGUCAGACCCCGAGUACUACAAAACCCGGACCCUGUACUUCCCCCUGAGGGCAGACGACGGACUGCUCAGCAAGUUCAAGGAGGCAGGGAGGCUGUAACGUGCUCAUGCACUUAAUCCCCCCAAACGUUGUGUUUUUAGAGUGUCAGACCAAAUCCAAUCAUCUUUUUUGUGUGUGUGUGUUUUUUUUUUUUUUUAUCAGUUUGGUUGACAAAUGGCUGUUUCCUCUGUCAACACUAACAGUGCUAGCCAGUAAGCUGUGCCCUCCUAUCAGUACCUGGUGUACAGAUUGGUUGCUUAGCUACAAAUAUUAUCUCUGUAAAAGAGAUUUUUCUAUCAGUGUCAAUUCCCAACUAAUGUUCCAGAAAAAUACAGUCUAAUUAUUGGAGAAUUUGGCGUUAUUUUAUACAUAUUUGGAUACAUGAUUUGUACAUGUUUGAGUCUGACUCCUCAUCAAGGUGUUUUUAUAAUCCUUUUCAUAUUAUUCCUGCUUUCAUUAUGAGAUAAGAAGAUAACAUAGGAGUGGAUGUGAAGAGUCAAAUUAGUGAAUAAAGGAUUUUUCUGUCAA